This is a messenger RNA of Trichophyton benhamiae CBS 112371, 1020 nucleotides long. RefSeq lists its product as uncharacterized. NCBI's taxonomy places the organism in Eukaryota, Fungi, Ascomycota, Eurotiomycetes, Onygenales, Arthrodermataceae. Gene Ontology annotation, molecular function: DNA-binding transcription factor activity, RNA polymerase II-specific; zinc ion binding. The coding region runs from base 1 to 1020 and encodes 339 amino acids. The record is from RefSeq and is a predicted model, not a curated record. The transcript is spliced from 2 exons. Gene Ontology annotation, biological process: regulation of DNA-templated transcription.
AUGUACGGCGCACCUCCACCUGGCCCACCGCCAGUCGUUUACCAGGCAGCAGCUCCCAGACAGAGAACAGCCAUAGCUUGUCGAUACUGCCGCCGACGCAAGAUUCGAUGCUCUGGCUUUGAUACCUCGCAGGAUGGUCGAUGCAGUAACUGUGUUCGGUUCAAUCAAGAAUGCAUGUUUACUCCGGUCUCUUCGCAGGCACAAGCAUUUGUGCCUGCACAUACUGCUUACCCCCAUCUUCGAAACCUUCCAGCUGGUAGAGGACGGCCCGGCGAAGGCGUAGUCCUGUAUGGUCCUCAUGGACAGCCUCUACCACAUCAACCAAUUGCCCACCCAGCCCCAGAGCAAACUUUGCCACCACCACAGGGCAUGUAUGCACCGCCAUACGGAAGGCCUGAUGACCGAGCCAAUCUCCCUCCGCACAUGGCCCAUCCACCACCAAUAAUUCAAGAUCCGGUGAGUCGCAAACGCCCCUUCACCGACGAUGAUUCUACCUCCCACUCCUCCAUUCGUCAGCCAUCCCACUCGUCUUCAAAUUCUGGUUCCUCAUACUCUUCUAUAUCGCAGCGCGCGCCUCUUCCCCGUCGCAACUCCAUAGGUGGACCCGAGUACGGCGAGCCGCCAACUUUGCCUCCGGUUUCCGUGGCCACUGCCGGUCCGAGCUAUGCACAUCCCGCUCCCGCUCCCGGGCCUUAUUAUGCUACAAGCCAACAGGACAGACGUCUAUCAUCCCAUUCGUCUUACUCGUAUGAUCCUGCCCAAGGCACCCCUCCACGUGCAGGUGCGCAUACCCCAACCACCAAUGCGCAUUUGCCAACACUUCAACCCCUGCAUAACGCAUCCUCAAUUCCGCCAGCCAGGGAAGGCGGCCCGACCCCACCACCGGGACAACCCGCUAUCCCAGGACGGAGUGGGCUUAGUGUGCGUGACAUGCUGGGACCUCCCGAAGGUCAACGCACUCGCACUUCCACUGAUAGCGACAUGUUGAAUGCUCUCAACCGGGGAGGGCUGAACAAAUAA